This is a messenger RNA of Petromyzon marinus (sea lamprey), 8102 nucleotides long. RefSeq names its product cysteine-rich motor neuron 1 protein-like. Gene Ontology annotation, cellular component: plasma membrane; extracellular region. The record is from RefSeq and is a predicted model, not a curated record. Lineage: Eukaryota; Metazoa; Chordata; Hyperoartia; Petromyzontiformes; Petromyzontidae. Gene Ontology annotation, molecular function: serine-type endopeptidase inhibitor activity; protein binding.
CAGCGCGAGACCCAGAAAGGGGGGGGAGGGAGGAGAGAAGGCGGAGGGCGGUGGCGUCUCGGUUGCUCUGCUCCGCCCGCGUCUCCAUCAUCAUAGCCGAGCCAGCACUCGAGGAAGCAGAGAGAGAGAGAGCGGGGGGCAAGGGAAGCGUAGAGCCAGACUUGUGCGAAGCUAGAGGUUGAGAGGCGAUAUAUAUAACACAGCCAGGGCGAGUCGCGGUCUCCUACUCCGUAGCUGUUACGUGUAGUUGGAGGUGAUUGUAGCUGCUGCAGCUGUUGCUGCUAAUGGCAGUGUGACGUAGACAAGUUGGGGUCUUGUUGCCGUUCGUUGUUUUUCUGCUGCGCAUGGCGGGAUAAGGGUAGGAAGGUAAGGAAGGUAGGAUACAUUUUUGGGGAGGGAAGUUGCUGUCGAGCCAGCUGUAUGAAUAAUUCAUACCGUUGAGUUGGAGGGACUUGUCGUCGUUACUCUUCGGAGAGCGAGAGAGUUGGGGGAGAGGAGAGAGAGAGGGAGAGAAUCUCGGAACAUCGAGCGAGACGCGUGCGGUCUAGGGCGCCACUCAGGGCGGGGAGUCCCGGGAACACCACGCACGCACACAAACACGCGUGUGCGUGCGUGCGCUUACGUACACUUCUCUCACACUGCAGGUAGUGUUAGACCUUACACACACACGCACCACGCGUAAACCCAGAGAGAUCGACAAAACCGACAUCUCGAAUUAUUCCAACGCAAGCGGAGCUAACCCACAAGAGACGCACAGAUUCGCUCGGAGUCUUAUCUGCCUGCACACACACACAGAGUGGUGAUAGGGGGCGCGAACGCGUGGCAAGCGAGUUGUCUUCUCGAGUGUCAGCCACGAGGAGAGAGAGAGAGGGGGGGGUGGGGAAAGGGAGCGGAGUUACUGUAGCAGUUAGUUCGCCGUGUUCGUGUCUGGAGGCAGGAGCGGUGAAGCGAGGAGUGGGAUUGACUGCAAGCGGUGGGUAGCAUUGGGGCGUCAGCCAGCAGGGUACGCGAGUGACUAGAGGCGAGGCGAGAGGCAGUGGAGGCUGCGUUGUCGGUCGACACGAGCAGCAGCGUCACCAGCGGCAGCGAGUGAACAAGUCCGUGCCAUGGCUGCUCCGCUGCGCCGCGGAGCGCGCCCCGCUCGCCCGCUCCUCCUCAGCCUCCUCCUCGGCGCCCUCCUGGGCGCCCUCCUCGUCUCCACGGCGUCUGCCCUCUCGUGCCUCUGCGACCGCGCGCGCUGCGAGGCGCCGCGUGGCUGCGCGGGUGGCACGGUGCCUGACGUGUGCCACUGCUGCCACGCGUGCGCCAAGCAGGUGGGCGAGGCGUGCGGCGGCAUGUACGACAUGCUGGGCACGUGCGACCGGGGCCUGCGGUGCGCGCAGCCACUCGCCGCGCGAUUCGGGUUCAGCAUGACGCCGGGACACUGCGAGGAGGUUCCGCCCGGCUGCCUGGACGUGGUGUGCGAGGACCAGCCGCCGCCGCCCGUGUGCCCCAUCGACUCGGCGCUGCGCCUGGGCCACGUCCCGCUCGGCGAGUGCUGCGCGCUGCCCUCGCGCUGCGAGUGCGACCCGGCCCGCUGCACGCUGCCCGACUGCCCCCGCGGGGGCGUGCGAGUGCUCGUGGCAGAGGCCCAGCGCACGCCCGGCCGCUGCUGCGACCUCCACGUCUGCGCUCCGCGGUCCGACGCGCGAGGACGGACGUGCAUCCCUGAGGAUUGCCCCCCGGUGCCCGAGGUGACGUGUCCCCCCGGCAGCUUCGUGGCGUUGGGCACCGAGAGCCAUGAUGGCUGCUGCCUGCUUCCCGCGCGGUGUGAGUGUCCCGUGCUGUGCGAGAAGCCGACGUGCGACGCCGGGAUGGUGCUGCGACUCGUCGCCCACGGCAACGGCAGCGUGGAGAGCUGCUGCGACGAGUACGAGUGCGCCAACGACACGAGGUCGUCGUGCACGUUUAACGGGAUGGAGCACGCGGACGGGGAGAUGUACCGCAUGGACGCGUGCCGCUUCUGCCGCUGCCACAACGGCGUCUCCUUCUGCUUCUCGGCGCAGUGCGGCGCGCUCGCGUGCCAGCGCUACUACGUGCCCGAGGGCGAGUGCUGCCCCGUGUGUGAGGAUCCCGUCUUCCCCGUGAGCAACCCCGCGGGCUGCUUUGCCAAGGGGCAGAUCCGUGCGCACGGAGACCGGUGGCGCGAGGACGACUGCACGUUCUGCCAGUGCGUGAACGGCGAGCACCACUGCACCGCGACGGCGUGCGGCCAGAGCUGCCUCAACCCGAUCCGCGUGCCGGGGGAGUGCUGUCCCGUCUGCGAGGAGCCGACGUUCAUCACCAUCCGCCCGCCGCUCUGCUCCCCGCUGCUCGGCUGCUCGCUCACGGACGACAGCUGCCCGUACGGCUUCUGGCUCGACUCAGACGGGUGCCGAACCUGUCGCUGCAAGACGAAAGCGGAGCACUGCCGCAGCGUCAUCUCGGGCUGCCGACUCGACUGCCCCCACGGCAUGGCCACCGACCGGCACGGCUGCGAGGUGUGCCAGUGCCGCCCGCAACCCAAGAAGUGUCGCCACGUCGCCUGCGCUAAGCGCUGCCCCAACGGAUACAUCAAGAACAAGCACGGCUGCGACAGCUGCCGCUGCGUCAAGUGCCCCGACUUGGUGUGUGACAAGUUCUGCCUCCACGGCUACGCGGAGAACGGCAAGGGCUGCCUGCUCUGCAGGUGCAAAGUCGCGCCAGGGCCGCCGGCGCCGCCGGUCGCCACCGGCUCGUGCACGUCGAUGGACGGGCGGCGCUACGCCGACGGGGAGAGCUGGCACGACGGCUGCCGCGACUGCUACUGCCAGGGCGGGCGCGAGAUGUGCGCGCUCAUCGCCUGUCCUGUGCCAAGGUGCCCCACGCCGGAGUUGCGCCAAGGACACUGCUGCCCAGCUUGCGCCGACGACUCGCUGGCCGAGCGGCCCGAGCAGGCACCGCACGCUGUGUGCCAGGCGUUCGGCGGGGAGUACUACGUGGAGGGACAGAGCUGGAGCGCCGACUCGUGCACCCAGUGCACGUGCCACGCGGGACGCGUGCUCUGCGACACCGAGGUGUGCCCGCCGCUGCUGUGCCACGACCCCGUGCGUGCCAAGGGAUCCUGCUGCCUCUCCUGCCCAGCGGGCGCCUCGGAGACGCCGGCGCCGAACGGCAACGGGAGUAGCGGCGGCGUCGGCGGCGUCGCGCCGCAGUACUGCGUGUCGGAGGACGGAGACAUCUUCCUGGAGGGCGAGGUGUGGAAGCCGAACGCGUGCGAGAGCCGUGUGUGCCGCGAGGGUCGCAUCGUGCGCUUCGCGGAGCGCUGCCCGCCCGUCAGUUGCCGCCGGCCCGUCCUGCGCAAGGGACAAUGCUGCCCGUACUGCCUGGAAGUGAUCGUGCCGCUCAAGGUUUGCUACUACGGGGACCAGAUCUACGGGGAGGGCGAGCGCUGGAGCCCCGACCAGUGCACGCACUGCCACUGUCGCAACGGCGAGGCCGUGUGCAUCGUUGAGGACUGCCUGCGGCCCUCCUGCAGCCGCCCCGUCCGCCUUGACGGAUCCUGCUGCCUCGCGUGCCCAGAUGACGAGCUGCCUUCGGAGCCCGCGAGCGUGCCCGCUGAGAGGUCCAACGAAGUCGAGGCCAUCACAGAGGACGUUCCCGUCGCUUGCGUCAUGGGGCCGCUGUCGGAGGAUUCCAACGAGUUGGGGUGCGAGCGUGCCGUGGACGGGGCAAGCGUAGACCGGCGCGGCGGCGGUGCCGGUGGUGCGGACGUGUGGCCGCUCUGGGUGGUGAUCGGCGCGCUGGCGCUGGGUCUGCUGGUCGUGCUCGUGCUGCUCCUGCACUCGCGGCGGCGCCAGUGGAUUCCCCUGCAGCUCUACAAGCCGCCCGUCAAGACGGUCUACCUGAACAACGACCUGGACAAGAACACGGCCGCCACCGCCACCACAGCGGCAGCGGCAGCAGUGGUAAAGCCGCCGCUGAACAACGCGGCCAAGGUCCAGCGCCUGGCAGAGCCGGACCCUCGCUACAGCGGCUACUACAGCAUGAUCAGCCCCAGCGGCGCCAGCGUGUGACACAGCCGCGCAUCCCGGCGACCCCGCGACCCCACGCACCCCCCCACCGGAGCCACGGACUUCGCCCUCCAGGCCUCCUGCCGGCCGGCGGAGGGUGCCCUGCCGUCUCUUGCUCUUCCCAGUGCUUGACUCUUCUGCAAUGUGCACUUUCUGCUGCCCUCGAAGCCCCUCUUCCCCCGAUAGCGCUUUGUAGAUAAUUCUGCAAGGUUCAAACAAAAAUAAAAACGAUCGACAUGGAAACAAAAUUAUAUAACGUUUUUUUAUAUAACGGUCAACCCCGUAUGAUUUCCUAGAACUGCGUCAUCGCAGUCACUCUCGUCCACAUUUUCAAGAAGAUAAAAAAAAAUUAUUCUCAUCAUCGGGAAAAUGAAUGCCGAUUUUGUCAGCCAGCUUGGGCGACCUCAGGCGAGACUGUUGGGACAGCUCAUGCCUGUGUUGCUCAGCUGAUGGCUGUGUUGUGCGGCUCAUGGCUGUGUUGCUCAGCUGAUGGCUGUGUUGGACGGCUCAUGCCUGUGUUGCUCAGCUGAUGGCUGUGUUGGGCAGCUGGAGCGUUGGGACCUUGGGCCGUCGGAGAGUGGGCAGCAUGGACGAUGGGUGGUGACGUCACAGAGAAGACGGACAAGGAGAUCGAUUUGUUCGAAAUUCGUUACAGCCGUCGAGAAAGCCUUAAUAGCACCUUUUUCAAUUUAGCUUAUAGAUUUGUUUUGUCUUGCUUACUCUUCAUAUUUUAUUUUUAAAAAAGCACUAUAUAGGAUGUGAUAAUGUAAAUAUCUGACGUUCAUAGCAAUGUCUUUUUGACUUCGUUUUUUGUUGAGAUCAAGCAGAGUUCUCAUGAUGUCAGUACACGUGGUGUUCUUGGGCGGGCCGUACCAAUUCAGAGAUCUAAUACUAUUGCUGCAUUGUCGCAAACACGGUGUUGUUUAUAUCCAAGUUAUAAUUUUGUUUUUCAUGAAAGGUACUUGCACUGCUCGCAGGUUUAAUGUUGGGCCAUUCCAGAACCCCAAGUGCCGCCCGUAGCUUAGAUCUUCUCGUUAACUCAAACGGCGGUCGACUUCCUAUAAGUUAUUGCCACGUCGCUCGUUAGAACCCAUGCUGAUGAGUACACAGUGAGGUGAAGCCACAAGUUCGUCAAUGUGUAGGCUGACGAGCCUCAUCACAGCCUGAUGAGGCCAGUCGGAAGAAAAUUGACUAACUUUUUAAUUUAUUAUUUUAUUUUAAAGUAAUGUUUUAUUUUAUAAAUCCAGUUUUUACAUUCUGACACAUACACACACAGCUUACUCUGUGUUAAAAUUGAUUAGGCUCUGGUGUCAUCAGUCGCAAUCAAGUAUCACCACUCGACGUACAAGAUGCAAAAGGAGAUAAUGUCAGACGGGGAAAGAAAGAAUUGUCAUGAAUGAAUGUAUCUGCCUUUCUGAGUUAUCUCUCUCCCAAAGUAUCCGUUCAGGCAUUCCAUGUGGCUUGUGCUCUCUGUUUCUGUACAGGUGUAUUUUUGUCGGCUCGUGUGUGUCGCGCUGUUUGUUAAUGCUUUGGCAAUGUUAUUUCUAUAUUUUUAAUAACAGAAUAAUUAUAAAGCUAAUGUACUAAAGAACUAAACUUUAAUGUAAUUAAGUAUAACUGGAGCUAGUUGCUGACUUAUUUAGUUGUUUUUGAUCGCUCGGAAUACAGAUAAUGAAAGUGUAUUUUGUUUUUAUAUAUAUUUUUUAUUGGCUGGAACAUCUUGCCUUGAAUUCCGCAAGGCGAUCAUGGAGAAACCUUGUUUGGGGCUGAAUAUGAACGAGACAGAAACGAAGCGAUACGCUGGCACUUUUGUUCACGCGUUUCGAGUGGCAGAGCGGCGCGCCACUGCCCGCGGUCCCACCGGCAGAGUGGAGCACAACUGCCCGCGUUCCGGGUGGCAGAGCGGCACGCCACUGCCCGUGUUCCGCGUGGCAGAGCAGUGCGCCACUGCCCGCGUUCCAACUCAACGCAACUCGCGAGGGUGCCCGCCAGGGGAGGCUGUCUCGAGCGUCAGCGUGGACGGAUGCUCGCUCUACAAGUUGCUGUUGGGUCCCUCAACUCUCUGAAUAAGCCCUAAUUUAUAUAUUAAACAUUAAAUCUAAAUAGUAAUUUAUUAAUCUCAUGGUCGUGGCGAUUAGGUUGGAAACAACUGGGAGGUUUCCUCUGCUGUUGCUUGUGUUCAGAAUUCCCCAAAGCCGGCAUAGCCACAGUCUGCUGCUGCUGUUCCUUGUUACGAACGGUUUCGUUUCAGCCGGAGCUGUCCGGGGCAGAGCUCCAGAUAAUAUUUCAGGCUCCUGGAAUUUUUGGGUUCGAGUCCCCCAGAAAGCAUUCCAUGAGAAAUGAAGCCCUGCUUUUGUAGCUACGACUGUCUGCUCGAGUUAGACAACAUCAGCCAAUGAUUUUCUGAGUCUUCAACCAAGCACGGCCAGACCGGAGAUCGAUUUUUGUGCAGUGGGCCACAGGGAUGGGUUAUUAACUUAAAUAAGAAACAAUAAUAGUGAUGCCCAUAGUUUACCCAGGAAGGACUUGCCGAGUCUCAAGGUGCUCUUUCAGGAGGGUCCUUCUACAUUGAGAUGUUUGGCCAUUUCCGUGAAUGAGACUUUGGCUUCGUAUGGGAGGUAACCAACCGAGCAGAGUCCAUUCUGGACAUACCAGGAGGUAACGGUGAACACUCGGCACAGAUGUAUUCAACAAUCAACGUCUUCAAGGCAGCGAAGAAAAUGAGUUAAAACUUAGAGGGCACGAUGCAUUUUAAGGAUGAUGUAUCACCGUGUUUCUUUUCUAAGGGAACUGAAACUACAAUACUCGCUCAGUUACGUCGGGUGGAAUGUUGUCUCUGGGGUUUGUGGUAGCAGGGCCCAAAACAUUACAGCUCAAUGAACCUUCCAUGUCGAUUACUCUGGAAGGAUGAGCUGUGGGCGUUGUGUAGCAGCGGGCUCCCUGACGGCAGCGAGUCAACAUUGGGUCGCGUGUCAUUCGCUCCAUUCUGUGUGUGUGUGUUUAUAAAAAGGGUCCGUGCGGGGGCAGCCGGGUGGGUCAGAGGUUGGAACUCUGAGCUGGCACCGCUGGAGAUCCCCAGUUGGAAUCUGGGCAGCCGACCUGUGAUGGAACCGGCUUCUCGGGUCUCGCGGCGAGUUGAUGGCCUCAGCCUGGUCACCAAUGACUGCACGAACGAACGAUCACAUUAACUGGGUUUGCACUGAAUUUGGGGAGCAACUGUGGUAGGUUUUGGCAGUGAUCCUGUACGCAUGGGCCACCUUAAUCAGACUGAAUUGCAAGUCUGACAAUGCGAAACAUUGGUUUCACUGACAAACAUUGCUGUAGCAGGGCAGGUGGAAAAGUGUUGUCUCCUCCUAUGGAUAAACAGGGAUUUCUGUAGUUAUCUGAUAUCCACUUCCACGGUGGGGCGGGGGCAUGCUCUAUCAUGCGGUGUCUCACUGCUCUUCAACAACAGUUGACGGAUUCUUGGUCUCAUCACCCGAUGUCGAUAGGGGGCAGUGGAGAGGAAAUCGCGUGUGCGUCGGAGGAGGAGUGGGUGGGGGGCAACAUGAAGCUAUUAAAAAUAAAUUAAAUAUCUUGUACAGAGAUUUAUUGCCAUCCUACAUUGAAAGCAUACCGUUUAAGUCCCGUUUUGAAAAGAAGAAAAAAAUCCAAUUAUAUUAAAAAAAAAUCCAACGAGGGAUGGUGUCAACGAUCAAGGCCUGAUGUGAGGUCUCCUUUUCGCCGCUUUUGCUCCACGCGAUGAGGGGGAGGGAGCCCCCCCCCCCACGCCGCUCUGCCACUCCCCUGGGUGUCCGUGCUGGCGCGAGCUGUGGGCCGCCCGCGUGGAGAGCGUGAUACUUCGGCGUGGACGCGGGCCGAGAGCGUGUCACUUGCGCGUGACACUUGCGCGUGACACUUGAGCGUGACGACCGCGUGUGACACUUGCGCGCGACGACCGCGCGCUCGGCAGGGGGCCUGUAAAAGCGUCGCUUCUGUAGAGCACUGUAAAUUGCUGCGAACAGCACAAAUAAAACGAAACGUUAAUUUCCA